Messenger RNA from Pantherophis guttatus, 1476 nucleotides. Its product is annotated as olfactory receptor 4E1-like. Gene Ontology annotation, biological process: G protein-coupled receptor signaling pathway. NCBI's taxonomy places the organism in Eukaryota, Metazoa, Chordata, Lepidosauria, Squamata, Colubridae. The record is from RefSeq and is a predicted model, not a curated record. Gene Ontology annotation, cellular component: membrane. Gene Ontology annotation, molecular function: G protein-coupled receptor activity; olfactory receptor activity.
AGAAAAGGCAAUAUAUAUAUAUAUGGCAAGAGGGGGAAAAAAAUUACAGAUGUGAUUCAGAAACUUCAACGGAGCUGAAGCAAGGGAACAAAAGGAGCUGUCCUUCAGACGGGUGCAAAAUUAACAGAAAUCGAUGAAGAGAUGGCUUCCAAUUGGACCACCCCGAUACAGAACUGGACCUCGGUGACUGAAUUCGUACUGGUUGGCCUUUCCAACAAUCCUGAGACCCAACAGGUUCUGUUUGCCAUCUUCCUGGUGAUCUACCUGCUGAUUUUGGCUGGGAACAUGCUCAUCAUGAUCACCAUCGUGUUGGACCAGAACCUCCACACUCCCAUGUAUUUCUUCUUGAGCAACCUCUCUUUCAUUGAUAUCUGCCACUCCACUGUCACUGUGCCCAAGAUGCUGGCUGAUUUCCUGUCAGCCGAGAAGACCAUCUCGUUUGGAGGUUGCAUUGCUCAGAUGUUCUUCCUUCACCUCUUUGCCUGCACCGAGAUCUUUCUCCUCACCGUCAUGGCCUACGAUCGCUAUGUGGCCAUCUGCAAUCCCAUGCACUAUCUCAACAUCAUGAACCAUAAGGUCUGUCUGCUCUUGGCGGGCACCAUCUGGGUUGGUGGCAUCAUCCAUUCCCUUGCUUUGAUUGGCAUGACAAUCAGACUCCCCUACUGUGGCCCGAAGGUGGUGGACAACUUCUUCUGUGAUGUUCCUCCGGUCAUCAAGCUUGCCUGUACUGACACGUAUGUCAUUGAGGUCCUGAUUGUGUCCAACUCGGGCCUGAUCUCCGUGGUCUGCUUCGUGGUGCUGGUAGUCUCCUACGGUGUCAUCUUGGUCUCCCUUCGUACCCGUUUGGUGGCAGGUCAGCACAAGGCUCUUUCCACGUGCGCAGCGCAUUUGACAGUGGUGACUCUCUUCCUGGGACACUGCAUCUUCAUUUAUUCCCGUCCUUCCACAAGUUUUGCAGAGGACAAAGUGGUCUCGGUCUUCUUCACCGCGGUGACACCGUUGCUCAACCCCAUUAUCUAUACUUUAAGGAACGAAGAUAUGAAACGGGCCCUGAAUAAAUUGCUUGGCCGGAAGGUAGACACAGAGAAGUGAGAACUUGGUCCUAAUACGUGAGGUGCUGCUCAUCAAAAAUAUUCAAUAAAAUGUGACUGGGGUGGCCCCACAGGUGGGAGAAUACCAGUGGAUCGAGAUGGGGCCUCCAUGGAUCUCACAUCUUUUAUGAGAUCAUCAUACAAUGGCAGAAUGUGGGACUUUAAAUACAAUCUAGUUACUCAGAACAGGAUGCGGAAUGGUUUAAUGCUUUCCCACGUAUCUUAUACACUUUGUAGCUUCAGGCAGUUUGGAGCAUAAAUUCCAUAAAAAUUGGUAGUUUGAUUAAAUUAAAUGUAUUGGAAAUAAAGCAGAGUUUAGCAUUAUUCCUUCCCUUCCCUUCCUUUCCUUUUUCCCCAUCUCCCUCUUUUUCUUUCUUCCUUCCUU